This is a messenger RNA of Triticum dicoccoides, 2434 nucleotides long. RefSeq lists its product as uncharacterized. The record is from RefSeq and is a predicted model, not a curated record. The transcript has 8 exons. Bases 97 to 2208 code for a protein of 703 amino acids. Lineage: Eukaryota; Viridiplantae; Streptophyta; Magnoliopsida; Poales; Poaceae.
CGCCCAGUCGCGUCGGGCUGCAGUUCGAUAGACAUAAAGGAGGUAUAGCACGACACAAAAAAUUCAGACACGCAAAACGGUUGGGAAAUUGCCACGAUGAACAAGGAAUCUGACCCUUUUUGCAUGUUAAAAAUUGUUUACACCGUGCAUGCAUCUUAUAUUGUCUUGGGAAAAAUAUCAAAGUUCACAUCCAGGUGCGAAGAAGUGCUUCUUUCAACUGCAAGGAAGAAGGAAGAGGAAAAUCACCGCCAUUUCAAUGCGCUAAAUAGCCUUGAAAAUUCAGCUCAACACACAAUCAAGAGGGAGGCGAAAAGGGUGAGAGACGAGUUCUUUUCGUUCUUCUCAAUUAUCGAGAGGCAAGACGCCGAGAUGAGGACAAGGAGGAAUGACACAAGUAACAAUGGCAACUCCACGGGGGGCCGCGGCGCAUCCCCAAUAACACACUCACCUGGACCUGCAGCUAGCAAUGCUGCCGCAACACCUCCAGUCACAAGGAGAGAUCUGCGCAACAGCAACAUAUCGCCGGAAGUCGUUGAGGUUUCCCCCCGACGCUUCAAGAAGACAGCCAAGAAACCCAAGAAAGUACGGGUUGAGUGCGAGGCUUCAGAUGUCAUGGAUAUCACGGAUUCAGAAGAUAAUACAAACAUGGUCAGUUCAACAGUCGCACCAAUUAAUUCUGCCGCCACACCAGGAGGUUGUCGCAUUCAAGGAAACUCGCCAAGCAUAAACCUCGCUCUAGACAGCUUGAUAACAGAAGCGGAGAGAUAUAGCGCAGGAGGCAAGCAAAAUGGUGAGAGUUCCGCUGCAACAAACAAAUCAAUAAUGGACAUUGUACCAGGAUUGUCAACAUCCGACGUCGUCGGUGCUGCGGAUGUUGCUUCAACAUACCCCGUUUGUUGCGCUCAAGACCCUAAUUACCACCACAACCACCUAUGGAACUACCCUGAUGGACACCCGCUUCUUGAGGAGACACCAUCAUUUGACUUAGGGGUCAUCACGCCCCCUUGCAACAAGUCAAAGGGCCCAAGCCUGGUUAGCAUCGCUGCCAUGCGGGAUGUCACCCGCAGAGACCUUUUCGGGGCAGGCGACUUUGGAACCAGCACUCCAGGUUCAGCCAACCUCGGAACACCAUCAACGCCUUUUCACAUAGCCAGUGCAAGUCUAGAUGGAACUCAACAACGGCAGAUCGUUCAUGACAUAUCACCGGUUAGCUGCACAAGGUCUGUGGCAACUGGGCUUUUGGACUUUAGAGAAGAGGUGGAGGCAGACUGUGUCAAUCUGAACAAGCCGGUAGAGGAAAAUUCACUAUCUGCACCGCCACCGAAAAGGAGAGUGGUGCCCGGACCUGCCGGACGAUCGCCAUUCGUUAUGCAGUACCGUCUGUCUGAAAGGGCGUCCGGAAACGCCACCCACUUAUAUUUAGUGUUCUCGCAGAUGAGUGGUGCAGUGUUAAACAACAACUGGGUUGUUAGCCCAUACCCCAGUUACAUAGAAUUGACGGGAGCCAUACUGAAGAAGCAGCUUAGCGUUGGAGGGUUCAUAGAGAUAGAUCUAAUGAAUGUCUUCAUGAGAAGAUUCCAGCAGCUGGAGAAUGUUUGGGCAAGGAAAUAUGGCAAUUCGACCUGGAGGCAUUACCUGGAGCCAGAUUUCGUGAGCCACGUGUUGCGCGAAGGUGAUUUCAUUCGUAAUGACUACGUAAGGAACAUUUUUGUUGGCCACCAUAUAUCCCACGAUGUCAACAGAUGCCCUAUGAUGAUAUUGCCAGUGCAGCACACACACGCAUGGUCUACAUAUUUCUUUGAUUUUCCGAGAAGGAGAACAACAAUUCUCGACCCUAUGAUAAACAACGGAGACAGGCCGGCGGACGAACUCCGCAAUGAGCACAUAAAGAUAGCUGAUGAGCUACGUGCAGCGCUAAUGGUUUGCAUAGCAGAAUACUUUGAUGGCUGGGCGCCCAAGACGAAAGGGUGGCAAAAUUGGUUCCCAAAGCUCACCACUGGACCUUGGGUCUGCAGCCGGGCAUCCAGCGGGAUCGUCGCACUGCACUACGCAAGGCAAUGGAUGGGGACAAAGUUACAGCGCACCCUGUCUCCGAUAGGGGAUGAAUUCGAUCAGUCCAGGAUGAUGCUCCUUUAUGAAGUUCUGGGACUGGGCGGCAACAUCGGGCAACUUCCGGCGAAAUUCAAAGUCUGUCAGACAGACUGCUGAAAAAGCGAGCAAAUUGGUAUGCUCGUAGCAAUGGCACUAUCAUGAACAGCCGGCACGCCCAGGUUGGAAUAGCGGUACUGAAAAAAAUGAUAGCGAUCUGCCGCAAUUGCCAUGAACGAAGUUAGUUCCCCACCAAGUGCCUUUUUCCUCAAGAGGACUCCUUAUUAUGCAUUUUUUUCCUUCGUUGUUUCCAUUCGACUAUGCUAUAAACAGAGAUUCUAACUCA